Molecule: messenger RNA, 342 nt
Organism: Thunnus maccoyii (southern bluefin tuna)
Lineage: Eukaryota; Metazoa; Chordata; Actinopteri; Scombriformes; Scombridae
Product: NACHT, LRR and PYD domains-containing protein 12-like
Exons: 4
Coding region: 1-342 (113 amino acids)
Source: RefSeq, a predicted model, not a curated record
AUGGAUGCCGCUCUGAAGUCCAACCCCUCCCAUCUGAGAGAGCUGGAGCUGAGUGACAACUACAGUCGGGACGGUUCAGAAAGGAAUCUGCAGUUUGAUUUUCUGGAGAGUCCAGACUGUAGACUGGAGACUCUGAGAUUGAAGAGCUGCAGGUUGUCAGAGAUCAGCUGUGCUUCUCUGCUCUCAGCUCUGAAGUCCAACCCCUCCCAUCUGAGAGAGCUGGAGCUGAGUGACAACUACAGUCGGGACGGUUCAGAAAGGAAUCUGCAGUUUGAUUUUCUGGAGAGUCCACACUGUAGACUGGAGACUCUGAGGUCAGACACCAUUUCUUACUUGUAUUGA